AUGGCACAAGAAAUAAAAGAUUCGUCAGAACAGCUGCCAGCCGCAAUUAUUGACAUUCGUGAUCAAUAUACUAGAUCAAUUAUUAUUAAUUCACUUAAAACUAUCGCUCCACAAUUUCAGCAUUACACCCCUUCGUCGGCACCAAGUUUUCAUGAUGUUCCAAUUCUUUAUUGGUUAGAAUAUGAAGACAUCGAUUUCUCUCAAAUCCUCACGAAUACUAAAACUCAUUUAGUAAAUUCUUACUGCAUCAGAAAGGGCCUUAUAAGAAAAGCACAGAUGAAUUUUAAUAUUCAAAAGCAUGUCGCAAAAUAUCCAAAUUCUUGCUUAAAAAAAUCAACUCCAGAGACCUGGUUUUUUGAAAUUGAUCACAUGGACUACUUCGACGAAGCUCUGGAUGAAAUUUUUGAAGUUGUUCAAGAAUGCAAAGAAAAUGAAUCACGAGAAAGGAAGCAUAAAUUCAUCUUAAAACCAAAUCUGGGCAAUAAAGGAGCUGAAAUAAAAAUUUUUGAUAGCAUAGAACAAUUAAGGGCUGUUUUUGAAGUAACUUGUGAGGAAAAAAACGACAAUAUUGACGAAAAAAUAUUACAAGAUGAUGAAGUUGAUGAAAGUAUAUUUCAUCUACGUGAGUGGGUCAUACAACGAUACAUUUCCAACCCACUUUUGAUAAAUGAUCGAAAGUUUCACAUCCGCGCAUAUGUUCUCGCAGUGUCAAAAAUCAAAAUUUAUCUUUACAAAGAUAUGUUAGCACUUUUUGCACUUCAUUCUUAUAAAUCAAAUGACAUUAAUGAUACAUUUGCGCAUUUAACAAAUACAUGCUUACAAAUACAUGAUGAAUCGUUUAAAGAAUCUGAUCAAGUUAAAUUAUUUUGGGAAUUGAUUCAUCAUGAUUCAGAGAUCGAUGAACAAGAUUUAAAUUCAAUAUUUGAGCAGAUUAAGAAUAUUCUUGGAGAGUGUUUUAAAGCUGUGGUGAGCGAGGUGACACAAUUCAUGCCAUUAGAGAAUGCAUUUGAACUAUUCGGAUUUGACUUCUUAGUUGAUGCAAACAAGGACGUUUAUUUGCUGGAAGCUAAUUCUUUUCCUGAUUUUAAACAAACGGGUUCUAGACUUUCACACGUAAUUUCUCACUUAUUUGAAAAUACAGUAAAAUUGGCGGUUAUUCCAUUUUUCAAGGAAUUACAGGAUCCAUCUAUUAACCGAAAUCAAACAUCAGAUGAAACAGAUUCAAAAUUUUGCCUAGUGUUUAAAACUUGA
This is a messenger RNA of Cetraspora pellucida, 1251 nucleotides long. NCBI's taxonomy places the organism in Eukaryota, Fungi, Glomeromycota, Glomeromycetes, Diversisporales, Gigasporaceae. The record is from the annotation of a GenBank genome assembly.